AUGUCCGCCGGCAGCUUGGUCAGCACUGGUGUCUUUGGCACUGAUGUUGAUGAUGAGGUCUCACAGAUUUGGAAACAAGUCGAGAUUCGCGUUUUGCAGAUGGCAGGUGGAGAUUGUUCCAAGAUCAAACCGGACCUGGACAUAAACAGCGUCCUGCAACAUUUGGAUCAAUCCCAGUCCAAGGACAAGAAGGCGUCUGAGAAUUAUGGUCCUGUUAAGAAAUUUUUCAACCGAAUGCUUCAAUGCAUCCAGACCAUCGGGGGCAUCGUCGCAGAUGGGGCAUCAUUUGUAUUUGCUCUAGCUGGUACCAGCUACAAUGCUCUCGCCUUCGUGAUCCGGGCAUGGUAG
This is a messenger RNA of Fusarium odoratissimum NRRL 54006, 348 nucleotides long. RefSeq lists its product as uncharacterized. The transcript is spliced from 2 exons. The coding region runs from base 1 to 348 and encodes 115 amino acids. NCBI's taxonomy places the organism in Eukaryota, Fungi, Ascomycota, Sordariomycetes, Hypocreales, Nectriaceae. The record is from RefSeq and is a predicted model, not a curated record.